This is a messenger RNA of Talpa occidentalis (Iberian mole), 2990 nucleotides long. It is a transcript of the gene PHTF1, whose product is annotated as putative homeodomain transcription factor 1. Bases 215 to 2503 code for a protein of 762 amino acids. The record is from RefSeq and is a predicted model, not a curated record. NCBI's taxonomy places the organism in Eukaryota, Metazoa, Chordata, Mammalia, Eulipotyphla, Talpidae. Gene Ontology annotation, cellular component: endoplasmic reticulum. The transcript has 19 exons.
CGGCCCGCGGCCUCCGCGCUGGGGCGGCCGCCGCGGUCUCCAUGGUAACGGCCCCGCCGGCGUCUCGGCCUCGGGGGGAAGAUGCGGCCUGCGGGGCCCGGCGCCUCGGCCGUCGCCUCACGGCCCGGCCGGGGCCACUGAGGAGGACGGGCCCGGCCGCCGCGCUGCCCGGCCGCGGGCGCCAGUGAACCCCACUCUCUGACUAGAGACGCAGAUGGCCUCCGGUGAGAGAGAUGCCAUAUCGUGGUACCAAAAGAAGAUUGGAGCUUAUGAUCAACAAAUAUGGGAAAAGUCAGUCGAACAGACUCAGAUUAAGGGCUUCAAAAACAAACCAAAAAAGAUGGGUCACAUAAAGCCAGACUUGAUUGACGUUGACUUAAUUAGAGGCUCAACAUUUGCCAAAGCCAAGCCUGAAAUUCCAUGGACAUCUCUGACUCGGAAGGGACUUGUUCGAGUGGUAUUUUUUCCACUGUUCAGCAAUUGGUGGAUUCAGGUUACCUCUUUAAGAAUCUUUGUUUGGCUGCUACUGCUUUACCUCAUGCAAGUCAUAGCGCUCGUGUUGUACUCUAUGAUGCCUAUUGUGAAUGUAAGUGAAGUGCUGGGACCCUUGUGCCUUAUGUUACUUAUGGGAACUGUCCACUGUCAGAUUGUAUCCACUCAGAUGACACGACCAUCAGCAAACAACGGGAAUCGAAGGAGGAGAAAAUUACGAAAAACUGUGAAUGGUGAUGGGAAUCGAGAAAAUGGAAAUAACUCCUCUGAUAAAGUCAGAGGAGUAGAAACUUUGGAAUCUGCACCCUUUAUUGGUGGUUUUUGGGGGACUCUCUUUGGCAACAGGAUUAAAAGAGUAAAAUUGAUAUGUAACAGAGGGACUGAAACUGACAAUGAUGCGAGUUGUCUUCAUCCUAUCAUUAAGAAGAGACAGUGUCAACCAGAGAUUAGAAUGUGGCAAACUAGAGAGAAAGCAAAAUUUUCAGAUGGAGAUAAACGCCAUAGGGAGGCUUUCAGGCAUGUGGGUCCUGGGGUUUCGGAUGAUCUGUCAAGUGAAGAAGAUGGUGAAGCCCGAAAGCAGAUGAUCCUGUUGCGCAGGAGUGUGGAGGGGGCCUCCAGUGACAACGGUUGUGAAGUGAAGAACAGAAAGUCAAUACUUACAAGGCACCUAAAUUCUCAGGUAAAGAAAACCUCUCCCAGGUGGUCUCACAUCGUGCGGGAUUCGGACAGUCUCGCCGAGUCAGAGUUUGAAUCCGCAGCCUUCAGCCAGGGCUCUAGAUCUGGUGUGAAUGGCGGCUCGCGAAGCCUCAACAUGUCAAGGAGAGAUUCAGAAAGCACCCGCCACGACUCGGAGACCGAGGACAUGUUAUGGGACGACCUUCUGCACGGCCCAGAGUGCCGCUCGUCCGUCACCAGUGACAGUGAGGGGGCCCACGUAAACACCCUUCCCCCGGGGGCCAAGCGCGACCCCAAAGAGGACGUCUUCCAGCAGAACCAUUUAUUCUGGCUUCAGAAUUCAAGUCCUGCCUCUGAUCGAGUUAGUGCAAUCAUCUGGGAAGGAACUGAGUGUAAAAAGAUGGAUAUGUCUGUGCUGGAAAUAAGUGGCAUCAUCAUGAGCAGGGUUAAUACAUAUCAGCAAGGAGUAGGUUAUCAGAUGCUGGGAAAUGUGGUCACCAUUGGAUUAGCCUUUUUUCCUUUCUUACAUCGUCUUUUCCGUGAGAAGAACCUCGACCAACUAAAGUCCAUUUCAGCUGAAGAGAUCUUGACUCUCUUUUGUGGGGCACCACCUGUUACACCUAUUCUUAUUUUGUCUAUAAUUAAUUUUUUUGAACGCUUGUGUCUUACUUGGAUGUUUUUUUUCAUGAUGUGUGUGGCUGAGAGGACCUAUAAACAGAGAUUUUUGUUUGCAAAACUCUUCAGCCAUAUUACUUCUGCCAGGAAAGCUAGGAAAUAUGAAAUACCUCAUUUCAGACUUAAAAAGGUAGAAAACAUUAAGAUAUGGCUAUCACUGCGAUCCUAUCUAAAGAGACGGGGCCCACAGCGUUCUGUUGAUGUGGUUGUAUCUUCAGUUUUCUUACUGACACUUUCAAUUGCUUUCAUUUGUUGUGCCCAGGUUCUCCAAGGACAUAAAACUUUCUUGAAUGAUGCUUAUAAUUGGGAAUUUUUGAUCUGGGAAACAGCUUUGCUACUUUUCUUACUGCGCUUGGCCUCAUUGGGGUCUGAAACCAAUAAGAAAUACAGCAACGUUUCAAUAUUACUUACGGAACAGAUUAACUUAUAUCUUAAAAUGGAAAAAAAGCCAAAUAAAAAAGAACAACUUGCUCUAGUAAACAAUGUAUUGAAGUUGUCCACCAAGUUAUUGAAAGAGCUGGACACACCAUUUAGACUUUAUGGACUGACAAUGAACCCCCUGAUCUACAACAUCACACGAGUUGUCAUCCUUUCCGCGGUCUCGGGUGUUAUAAGUGAUCUUCUAGGAUUUAAUAUAAGACUGUGGAAAAUUAAAUCAUAAGCUGUGCCUGGCCCCUCGCUGACAUCAGUACGUCCCUUAAGGAAAGAGACGACUGCGGAAACCCACCUGCUCGUCCACACAGCGCUGCCCGCGGGGCUCUGCUACGGCUAAUGAAUGGUGUUUUCGGAGGAACAAAUCUUCCAGCCAGGGAUGCAUGCUAAAAACAUGUAUUUUUUUAUGGCUUUCAAACAAUAUGAAUAGUGUGGAGAUUACAGACUGUGUUAUGGUAACACAGGGCAACUUUUUAAGUUAGGGCAUUUCAGCACUGUGACAGUUACAUUUACUCGAAGUAGUCUUUUGGGUAACUAUGGUAGGUGCCCAAAGCAUGAUGCAAAUAGCCUUUAUUAGAAAUGUGCAAAUACAGUACUUUUCUAUUACAGUCUAUGGAACUGGAGAUUUCAUUUCUCUCACAAAGAGGGAGCAAAUUUAAACUAUUUUAAGUUGAACUUAAAUAAAAGGACUCCUGGAAAAUUUCAGUCUCUAGUUU